UACUCUCCCUUUCUUCUGCAACCAAACCCCACCUCUCUUUCUCUCUCUCUCUCUCUCAAAUUCUAUCUUUUCUUUCUCUCUCAAACAAUAUUUAACGGUGCUGAUUAAAGAAUGAACAUGGACUACAGUAGUGACGCAAACACCACCACCAUCACCACCACUUCAUCUUUAUCUCCUUCUUCCUCGUCAUCUCCUCCUCCUCCUCAUCCUCCUCCUCCUUCUUCUCCUCCUUCUCCGCCACCUGUUGUCGUUAGCCCAUGCGCGGCUUGCAAAAUCUUGCGGCGGAGAUGCGCCGAUAAAUGCGUCUUAGCUCCAUAUUUCCCUCCCACUGAACCAACCAAGUUUACCAUUGCUCAUCGUGUCUUUGGAGCUAGUAAUAUCAUCAAGUUGUUGCAGGAACUCCCAGAGUCCCAAAGAGCCGAUGCAGUGACCAGCAUGGUGUACGAGGCCGGCGCAAGAAUCAGAGACCCAGUUUACGGAUGUGCCGGGGCGAUUUGCCAGCUCCAGAAACAAGUGAACGAGCUUCAAGCUCAGUUAGCCAAAGCACAAGCUGAGGUAGUGAAUAUGCAGUGCCAACACGCCAAUUUGGUUGCUCUAAUAUGCAUGGAAAUGGCACAGUCUCAACAGGGUUUGCCUCAACAAACGCUGGCCGACAGUUUUAUUGCUACUAGUCCUCACAGCAACCAAACCAAUAUGGGUUUUCUUGAAGAUAACAACAACAACAAUAUUGGUCCAUUAUGGGAAACCCUUUGGACAUGAAUAUUAAAAAAAAAUUAAAAAAAAAAAAACGAAAAAGAAAAAAGAGUAGCUGUAAUAGCAUAGGCAUAAAUUAAGGGGAAAAAAAAGUUCAAAAAGUUCCAAUGAAAUUCUCCUAAGGAGAAGUUGAAGGACAUGAAAUUAAUAAAUAUCUUUUAAUUUCACCUAGAUAAAGUAGGAAUUAACUAGCUACCUAGCUAGAUCUAAUAUAUAUACAGUGCAUGUAUGAAGAAAAUGGAAGGACAAGGAGAGUUACAAAUCUAAUUAAUCACUUUGUUAAAGUUAAACAAAGUUGAUUGCUGUUUUUUUUCCCUUUUUUCCUUCCAUGUAAUUUUCAAUUGUUGGAGAGAAUUAUAAGGUGUUUUUGUUUUCAAGUC
Messenger RNA from Ziziphus jujuba (common jujube), 1133 nucleotides. RefSeq names its product LOB domain-containing protein 11. Bases 112 to 759 code for a protein of 215 amino acids. The transcript is spliced from 2 exons. The record is from RefSeq and is a predicted model, not a curated record. NCBI's taxonomy places the organism in Eukaryota, Viridiplantae, Streptophyta, Magnoliopsida, Rosales, Rhamnaceae.